Messenger RNA from Sebastes umbrosus (honeycomb rockfish), 4096 nucleotides. RefSeq names its product nucleoprotein TPR-like. NCBI's taxonomy places the organism in Eukaryota, Metazoa, Chordata, Actinopteri, Perciformes, Sebastidae. The record is from RefSeq and is a predicted model, not a curated record. The transcript has 21 exons. The coding region runs from base 262 to 3717 and encodes 1151 amino acids.
UGGCCCAGAGAGGCCCCCCAAGGCCUAUGGAAAGGAGGUUGUGUCAGGCAUCAUCAACGCGUCACAUCUACGGGGGUAUUGGACAUGCGCAGUAGAAUCUGGCCGCAGCUUCAGUUACACUGCACAUGCGUAAUACCCCUCACCCCAAGACCGGUGACCCAUCCUCCUUCUAUAGGCCUUGAGUCUUUGCUUGCUGGGCUAUCUACUAGCUUAAAGGCAGCAGAGGCCCAGCGGGACCUUGGCCUGCCCUGAAACAACUCGAUGGAUCUCAGUGCCGACUCCGGGACUCUCCCCACCCACACCACUGCAGGGGGAGCUGUGUUGGUGCAGGAGCUGUGUCUGUCCAAUGCUCGCUGUCAAACAGAAAGUGGAGGCACUAUCUUACUGAAGUUGUUGGAAUUCAAAACCCAUCUACUUGAGACCGUGGAGGAGCUUCACAUCCGGAGGGAUGCAGAGACACGCUUUGAGGAUCAGAUCAGUAAACUGGUGUUGGAGAAACAGGAGCUGGAGUGGGAGAAGGAAUCCCUACAGCAUCAAAUUGAAACAACGGCAAACCAGCACACAGAGUCACUCAUCAAUGUUAAGAAGCAGCUUCAGGCCAAAAUAAGAAACAUUGAGGAGGAGAAGGGGAAAUAUCAGGUCAGUGCUGAGAUAAAAGACAAGGAGAUUAACAACCUGAAAGAAGAGCUAAAGUCGCUACAGUUACUGAAGUACAACUUGGAGAAGAAAUCAAGUGAGUUGGAACAGAAAUUAUCCUUGCAGAGCCGGUCGAAGGACAGCCACUUGAACCAGCUGGGGGAGGUUGAGAAACGUUUCAGUGCUCUGUCCAGGCAGUGUGCCAUGGUCAAGCAGGCCCACGAGAAACUAGAGCAAAAUGUUGAUGAGGCCAUGAAAAUAAAAAAGAAACUGACUACUGCAAAUGAAAAACAUGAAGCAACCAUCGCGUCACUAAAGAAGGAGUUGGAGGAGGUCAGUAACAAGCUGAUCAAGGCCAAGAUGUCAUCAGUUCGACAUGACAAGGCCCAUAGUCCUACAGGCAGAGAGCAGCAUUGUCAGCAGCUGCACCAGAAACUGAUCAUGGAAACUGAAAUGAACAAAACACUCGGGGAGGAAAAUGUAGCUGUAAGAGCUGAAAAACAGGAAGUGAUGAGGUCUCUGCAGCACACCCAGCAGCUGUUGUUGAGUCAGACACAGACAGUAAGCAGAGUAGAGCUGGAGCUGCAGACUCACAGAGAGCAGUACCAGGCCCUUAAGCAGGAACAAAGGGUGAUGCGAGAGAAAAGCACGGCAAUGGAAGACAAGGUGGCCCAACUGAUGGAGAGCUACGCUGCUUCCAAGAACAGCUGGGACAAAGAGAAGACAAAGCUUCUGGAUUGCAUCAAGAGUGAGCAGCAGGACCUUAAAGCGGUGAAAGAGGUGUACGACGAGCUUCAUAAGGAACACACUGAACUGUCCUCGCAGGCCAAAGUGCAGGCUCAGCAUAUAUAUGCAUUGGAGAUGAGAGACAGCAGUCAGAACUUCGGUGUUUCUACCGAGGUCUUCCCCGCUUUCUUGGAGGAAAUCAGAGGAGAGGAAACUCUUGAGGAACCCAUCUCCAGCUCUGAGCUGCCUAGCUUUGGCAGUCUGCAGCACUUGGCCUCCACUCAGACCAAAAACCCAGACUGUCUGGAGGACACGGGAGCUGUGACUAAGCUAGUUGCCACUGGAGCAGCUGGAGUAUCAACUGUAUCAAGCCCUGGCCACAGGUCUAACAAUGGAUCUGUAGACUUACUAACCAAAGAAAAGAGUGAUGAAGGUAAUGGAGGAAUGAGUGAGGAAGAACAGGGAUGGAAAGAUGAUGCGAAACAAGUGAAAAACGACAGAGAAGAGAGGGAAAGAAACGAGGAGCAGCAGUUGAAUAGAGAAGAAGUCCAAGGAGAAGGAGGAAGUGCUGGAGAAAAGAGAGGAACGCUCACGGCCCAAACAACAGAUAGAGCAGACAGACGAGAGGAUAGCCAGGGGUCAACAGAGGAUGCAGGCGACCCCAAACAGCCUGGAACAGAAACACAAGAUAGAGCAGAGGGAAAAGGGACAUGUGGAGCGGAGGAGAGAGGAAAGACAGGGCUACACACAGCAGAAACCCAGAUACCGGCCCAGACGACUACUGAUACGAAUACAGGGAAGAGCGACAAACAGCAGGUCGUUGACUUCAUGGACACUGAGCCACCGCUGGCUGCAUGUGAGCCCUCAGACUGCUCACAAAGUCUCUCUCAGAAAGUCAGCGAGAAGGAUUCUGACUCCAGCCAUGUGAGCAAAGGAUAUGAGAUUAGGGGAGAAGUACAUACCUUCUGUUCUGAUGAGCAACAAAGUGUCAAUCAUGGGUCAAACUCUGUCAUUCGAGAGGUGGUACGCCCAUGUCAUGAUGAGGCCCAAACCGUUGCUGAGUCACUUACUCAGCUGCCAACCCAUCAAGUUUUUGAGGAAACCGCAGAAGAGAAUCCAUCAGCAGCCAAUAUACCCACUGAACUUUCUGGACCGCUGACGCAGUCAAGUAUUUGUGGCUCACAAACCAAAACAGCACCAGUAGCUGCUCAGUCGAUUGACAUUGUCAGUAUCCAAGAUAUGGAGACAACACAAACGCAACCUAGUAAUCCUUCUGACAUUACCAGCGACAUGAAGCACACAGAUGAAAAGUGUGACACACAUGUGAAUGACGUGACGUCAGUGAGAACAACGGUUGAACCACAAGCAUUACUUCAAAGUCAGGAAAUUUCAAAGCAGAGUGGACAGCUGAAGUGUCCGGUAACUGAUGGUGAUUCUAGUGUAUAUAAGAAGACGGAAGGUCAGUCAAAUAUAGACACGCGUGAAAAAGAUGCCUGUGAGACUGCCCUGGAACCUGUGGAAAAAUCUAAUGUGAAGGACGCCUGUGCUGAUAUCACGAUAGAUACUGCGGUCCUUGAAUCUCGGGUUGAGACUGGCAGCAGUCAGGAGCACACGGAAAAUUACAAAAUAGAAGACGCAGGAAAUGCAAAAACGACUAAAACUGAUCUGAAGCUGUCUGUCCAUUCAAGUCAUGAGAGCGAUGCAUCACCAGAGACUGGCAGCACAAAAUGCUAUGAGCAGUCUCCUGCUAAAGAAAUGCCACUUGAUGAUACUAAUGAGUUGUCUCUGCUCAGCAAUAAGACUUACAGGUCGUCAUUCAACUGGGGCAGUGCUCAGAGAAAACCAGAGAGCUCCAGAACUAAGUCAGAUGUCUCCAUCCUACAUCAGUUUGUUCAGGGAUCCCCUAUGUUUGAGCCAAAUACAAGUGGUCCUAGUGAACUCCUCAGACAUCCUCCCAGCACAAUACCCAUGUUCCUCAAAAGCAAGCACAACCAAGUCCCCUUGGUGAUUACCAGGGCGUCGGACCUGUUGAAUGCCUCCAGUGUCUCUGGGACUGCAGCUUCCACAAGGAGACACCCGCAGGGAGAGACAGCAACAGCAGACAAGGAGAGCAGAGCUUCUUUUCCAGUCUCCUCAUCCAUCACAGUCAGCAGACUGUCAUGGCAAACCACCCCAGGGUGUAGCAGAGCUCCUACCUCAGCUGCAGGUCCUAGUUCAGGGUCAGACUGGGAGCCCUCUUGCUCUCAGGAGAGGGAAGACCAACAGUCAUCAUUCAGAGCCCAGAUCUCCAAAAUCGAACAGUUCCUCAACACAGAGAGGCUCCGUCUGCCCAAGAGACCAAGAACCGACAACUAAACCACCAAAACGUACUGUUCUGUUGAGGGAUGCUACUGUAUUUAGUUACAUUACAAAAGUCUUCUGUAGCACUUAUUUGGUAAAGUAAUAAGAGCCUCGGCUGUGAAAAACUGUGCAAGGGUGUCUAGUUUUUGGCUUUAAUCAUUGCCUGUUCCACAUUUAAUUUGAAUGGAAAAAUGCUCUGUUCAUUUGUUGUUGUUGCAUUGACAUUGUGUAUUUGUAGGUAAGCAGGAGAAGAGAUGAUUGGUUAUUCCACAGGAUGUUUAUAUAUUUAUGUUAUGUUUUAAUGUUUUUAUUGAAACAUACUGUUGUGUGUGUCUAAAGCAGUGUUGUAAUGUAUGUAUUGUCAUAUAAACAAAAAUAAAACAUUUGGCUUACA